Molecule: messenger RNA, 1005 nt
Organism: Benincasa hispida (wax gourd)
Lineage: Eukaryota; Viridiplantae; Streptophyta; Magnoliopsida; Cucurbitales; Cucurbitaceae
Product: MFP1 attachment factor 1-like
Biological process (GO): lateral root development; mitotic cell cycle
Source: RefSeq, a predicted model, not a curated record
ACCGUGGAGUUUCAAAUUCCAAAUUCAAACUUCCAACGAAACCAUUGAUGACGGCUCUAGAACUUUCCCUUUCCCAAUCAAUUCCAAUACCAAAAACAGCGAAUUAUUUCCACCGUCGGAUUCUCGGGGAUUCAUCACUUCCGAUAAUUUCUUCACGGUGCUCCGCUGUUUAAUACCCACCCCCAUUCAAUUCCAUCGCCUUCCUUCAUAAUUACAAUUCCAAUUCCAAUUCCAAUUCCAAUCCCCAAAAUUUCCUAACCCAACCCUUCUUCCUAUUCCACUCUCCCCUUCGCCAAAAUGUCUGAGCCUCAGAUCGCCGCCUUGCCGUCCACCGAACAGGAUUCUACCUCCCCCACGACGGAUUCCCAAGCUGGAGAUCUGCCUAAGGAGUCAACCAAAUCACCCAAGUCUUUUAACACCUCGUUCAGUAUUUGGCCGCCUUCACAACGCACCCGUGACGCCGUCAUCAAACGCCUGAUCGAGACGCUCUCGAACCCCUCUGUUCUCUCCAAGCGCUACGGCACUGUACCCCAAGACGAGGCCUCCGAAGCAGCUCGUCUUAUAGAGGAAGAAGCCUAUUCUUUUGCCGCAGGUAAAGCCACUGCUGACGACGACGGGAUCGAGAUCCUUCAACUAUAUUCUAGGGAGAUCAGCAAGCGCACGCUCGAGACUGUCAAGGCCAGAGCUGCCUCCGAUUCUACUACUGAAAACGGUUCGUCUCCUCCUGUUGUAUCGACCACCACUAACGCGGAAACCCCAUCUGUUGAAGAAUCCUAAUUCGUCUAGGACUUUGUUCUCGUAGAAUGUGAAUUAGGUUUUCAGAAUGCUUCUGAGGGUUUCUUUUACGGAUGUAUGUUUGUAUUGCUUAUGAAUUUCUGAUGCUUACAUGAGAAUCAUUACCUUUUAAUUUGAAUAUCUAGAUCCUCCGCCCCCUUAUCCGACUCGUUUUGUGCUUUUCUAUUUGAUUUAUGUUUUCUUACAAUCUAAAAUCGUGUUUUCCUUGAA